Molecule: messenger RNA, 594 nt
Organism: Histoplasma capsulatum G186AR
Lineage: Eukaryota; Fungi; Ascomycota; Eurotiomycetes; Onygenales; Ajellomycetaceae
Exons: 2
Coding region: 1-594 (197 amino acids)
Biological process (GO): transmembrane transport
Cellular component (GO): membrane
Molecular function (GO): transmembrane transporter activity
Source: RefSeq, a predicted model, not a curated record
AUGAGGCAACAGUUGUAUACAUUCAAUAGGGUUUCAAAUUCUAUAUUUGCUUUCGCCCGCGAUGGAGGACUUCCCUAUUCGAAUUGGAUCUGCUACGUUUCACCCAACAAACUCAUCUCAGUGAAUGUCAUUAUACUCACCUGGAUCAUUGGCACUAUCAUUGCCCUUAUUCCACUUGAGUUUACGGUUGCCUUUCUGAAUAUCCUGGCAAUCUCCGCAGCAGGACUGAUGUCCUUGUAUAUCUUGUGUAUCUUGUGUAUUCUUGCUCGUCUCUGCAACCGCGACUUCGGCCCCUCGCCCUACGGCAACCUCUCGCAUCCACCAUCUUUUUACUCUGGCCAUACCCCCGGGAAUGUCCUCAAUGUUGUGGCAAUCAUGUUUCUCACUUGUUUUCUGGUUGCCGCAUGCUCCCCAAGUGCUCCGAGUCCAACACCAGACGCGAUGGCUUGGGCCUCUGCAGCUCCAGGAGGCACUGUUAUCAUCGCACUCGUGGCGUAUGUGUUUCGAGGGAGGAAAUCCCUGGGUCCAGAUGUUAAGAGGGUAUUUGAUGAGCUGGAGACGACCACUGUCCCUGUCCAGGAGAAAAAAUUGUAA